Phytomonas sp. EM1 is the source of this 1764-nucleotide messenger RNA. The record is from the annotation of a GenBank genome assembly. Lineage: Eukaryota; Euglenozoa; Kinetoplastea; Trypanosomatida; Trypanosomatidae.
AUGCACGGCUUAGAAACUGGGAAAGCUGUUCAAGUUUAUGAUCAGAAAGAAGAGGUUGCUUUAGAAGAACUAAAAAAUCGGCUAAGAGUUGGUGAGAAUGCAUCUAAGAAGGUAGAAUCAAGUUCUGGAGAGGAGUCAGAUAUCCACAAUGGUGUCUGGUAUUCUGCAAUGGAAGAGUUCCUGCUGCGUUUCCUCCGCUCCAAGAAUUUUGAUGUGCUGGGGACCAUUGAAAAGUUAAGACAGCGUCGGAGUUUUGAAAAAACGUUACCUGGUAUUAGUAUUACGCCAGCUGUGACUUCGAUCCUCCGAAGUGGAGCUGUGAGUGUGUUAGGGAAUGAUUUCGAAGAUUCGCAGGUAUUGUUGGUCAACCUUGAGGACCUCAAAAUUCCAGUACUGGAUCCUAGUGAAACCCAGCGGUUGUUCAUCGUUUUGCUGGAAUACAUGCAAUCGCUUUGCAUGAUGACUAAACCGCCGAGAUUGGAUGUUGCAGUGUCAGAGUCAUGUCCGACAGACACUCCGAUUGGAAACGUUUAUCGGUCGUACAUCCACACGAAUACUGGAAGUGGUGCCCCUUCAAGAAGUCAGAAAUUGACGCUUCUUGUUAACAAAAGCGACGCCCCUUUCGAAAUUUACUCGUCUGUAUUCAGUAAAAUCACUGCACUAUCUACCAUCCUCGAUAAAUACUAUCCUUGUUUCCUAAGUCGUGUACUUGUGCUUGAAUCUGACCUUUCUGCUCGUGAAAGCUUAGAUGUGAAUCUAAAACAUUGGCUGGGGAGCAUGAAUUGUGCGGUGCAUGUGGUGGACAUCAGUGCUUUGAAGUGCUUUUUGCCUGAGAAAAUUAUUCCGGAGAGCCUUGGAGGUACGGAGCCACACCAAAACAGUGUUGUAAGUUUUCCAGAGGCAGUUCUACAGCACUGGGACGCGCUGACAUCCACUAUUAAACAUCAAACUAAAAUAACUCAGGGGGGUUAUAGUAUUGGUGUAAGCCCUACCGACGCAACAGAUUAUUUAGCCAGCUCAUCCUGGCCCUUAUAUCUCUCCCCGCUGUUCGCGAUGAGUCCUAACUAUUUUAUAGAUAUCCAGCGUUCCUUAGGCAUGCAUGCUGGGUCGUGCGGGAUAAAUCUGCCGAUUGAUCUGCAUGGCAUUAACUUUGAAACCGCACUGAAAGAAUCCCCAACCUCUGUAGAGUCCUCACUGGAAGUGGUUUCCACGCUAUAUUCGAUUGGUCCGAGGCCCCCCUUGCGAAGCUCGCAUCUACCGACCGACGACAGCAUCUACUCCUUUUCUAGUGGAGACAAUAGAUACGAUGGCUUCCAUUUUAUCAAUCGCCCUGAGAUCAAGGAUGACCUGUAUAAAGGUGUCCUACCUGAAGAAUUUAUGGGUACCAGAGAACUUGAACGGAUUAGAGAGGACCCGGGGUAUGCUGUCCAAGCACUGAAAUGCGAGCGUGAUCGCCGCCUUGCGGCUGAGCAGAGGCUGUACAUGGCAGAGGUUGGCUUCCAUCUUGACCCCCAUCAUGCCAGUCCUGUUGAACGUCGUCUAGCGGAGCUGCAUCAGGAACUUAACUUACUCGCCACAGACGUCCUGUCGCGUGCGAAGGCCGCUAGCGAAGGACAAGAACCCCCGAGCCUGGUUCAGCUUCUAGAUUAUACGUUGACGGCGCUCGAGACGGCGGCGAAUCUGCCAGAGGAAGUUUCCAUCGCUUCGCUAAUGGAGCCUAGACAAAGGGAUCCGAAUAUAUCAGGCUGUUGUUUCAUGAUGUAA